Messenger RNA from Lycium barbarum (goji berry), 2063 nucleotides. RefSeq lists its product as uncharacterized. NCBI's taxonomy places the organism in Eukaryota, Viridiplantae, Streptophyta, Magnoliopsida, Solanales, Solanaceae. The transcript has 3 exons. The coding region runs from base 1292 to 1741 and encodes 149 amino acids. The record is from RefSeq and is a predicted model, not a curated record.
UUAAAAUCUUAAUAACACUAUAAGCCAUUUUCUUAAAAUUUAAGCAUCUUAUCUAACCUUAAUUAAUUAACCUAAGUUUGGCCGGAUAACCGUAGUUAACGGAUUCUAAAGGAUGCCUAACCCCUUUCCUUUAGGAUAAUAUAGAGCCCUUACCUACAAUCACAUUGGUUAAGCAGACUAUUAAUUGAGGUUUAGUUUAACUUUACCUUAGUUAACAUCGAGGUGCCCUAAUUCACCGUCAAAUUAAUUAGGUGGCGACUCCUUUAAAAUAAAAUAAAUAGAAAUCACCAAAAUGUAGUACUCCUAAAUUUAACCCGGUUAAAAUGGGGUAAAAUAGAGUGCAUAUAUUUGAGGGCUGAAAGGAGGUCAUAUUAGAGGAGGAAAAGAAGAGAAAGGAUACCAAAUGACCCUGGAGAAAUUCCUGUUGGUGAAUUUGGUCCAGAUCUGGGCUUUGAUGAAACUACUACUCCUGAUAUAAGCUUUAAAGGUAAGGUUGUUGGGGAUGAGUCAAUGUAUGUCAGUUCUGAUGCAUAUAGUGUUGAAUCAGAUACAGAUGAUGAGUCAGGGUCUAGGAGGGCUAGGAGUAGGAUAACUUUUGACAAAACUGUUGAAAAAGUGAUGUGGGAGUUGGGGAUGGUUUUUGAGGAUGUGAAUGAGUUUAGGGAUGCUUUUACAAAAUAUGCACUUCAAAAGGGUGUACAGUUAGAGAAAUUUGUCAAUGAGCCCAAAAAGGUUAGGGUGAGGUGUAGGGAUGGCUGCCCAUGGCUGCUAUAUGCAAGUCUUGAUAAGAAGACUAAUGAUUUCAUGAUCAAAACCUAAAAUCCUAAACAUAGGUGUGUCAAAACUACUAGAAAUUACAUGUGCAAUGCUAAGUUCUUGUCUAAGCAUUACAAGAAUAGAAUUACAGAACAGUCAAACAUUAGGAUUUUCAAGUUUCAGCAAUUGAUUAGGGAAGAACUUAACAUACAUGUUGGAAAAACCACUGCCAGAAGAGUUAGAGCUAAAGUACUCCAAGAAAUCAUGGGUGACCAUGUGUUAGAGUUUGGAAUAAUAUUUGACUAUAGGGAUGAAAUGUUGAGGACUAAUCCUGGGAUUACUUGUGUUGUUGAGGUUGAUGACUCUGGUGAAAGUGGUAGGUUGGUGUUUGAAAUUUUUUAUAUUUGCUUUGAUGCUUUGAAAAAAAUUCUUUUUUGGUUGUUGUACGAAAUGUAUUGGUUUGGAUGGUUGUUUCUUAAAGGGAAUAACCAAAGGACAACUAUUGGCUGCUGUUGCUAAAGAUGCUAAUAAUCAAAUGUUGCCUAUUGCUUGGGCUAUAGUAGAAUAUGAGAAUAAGAACACUUGGAUAUGGUUUUUGAAAUUGUUGAUAGCUGAUUUGGGAAUGAGAGAUGGCAGCAACUACACAGUGAUAUCAGACAUGCAAAAGGGGCUUCAAUCAGCUAUGAAAGAAUUGUUACCACUGGUGGAGCACAGGAUGUGUGCAAGACACAUCCUAGCCAACUGGGCAAAAGGAUGGAGAGGUCUUCAAAAAAUGAACCAAUUCUGGAAGUGUGCAACAAGUACCUUUGAAGGAGAGAUGAAGAUAAAUCCGGACAAAAUGAAACAUCUUGGUACUGCCAAGGAUGUUGUAGGGCCUGGAUGCUUAAGAGAAUACCAUGUCGACAUGCCCUUGCUUCCAUAUUAUAUAAGAAGUAUGAACUCAUUGAGUUUGUUGACAGCCGCUACAAUAAGGAGACCUACUUGAGGACUUAUUGUCAUUUUCUUCAACCAGUCACCAAUAUGAAAAUGUGGCCAGAGUCCAAUAACCCCUAUGUUGCACCACCAGUUGUAAAGCCUAUGCUAGGCAGACCAAAGAAGGUUAGGAGAAGAGAAGCCACUAAGUCAAAAAGAUAUUGUAAGUUGUCAAAAAAAGGAGUUGACAUGACUUGCAGCAUUUGUCAUGGUAAAAAUCAUAAUAAAAGAGGCUGUCCUUUGAAGGUAUGGGCUUUUAAAGUAAACUCUGUUUCUUAUACUCUUUGUAGUAAUGGUUUUGAUUUGACACUACUGUUUUUGGUAGGAUUCUGGUA